Molecule: messenger RNA, 3283 nt
Organism: Ruditapes philippinarum (Manila clam)
Lineage: Eukaryota; Metazoa; Mollusca; Bivalvia; Venerida; Veneridae
Product: interstitial collagenase-like
Exons: 12
Coding region: 474-2063 (529 amino acids)
Biological process (GO): proteolysis
Cellular component (GO): extracellular matrix
Molecular function (GO): zinc ion binding; metalloendopeptidase activity
Source: RefSeq, a predicted model, not a curated record
UUCCUUUUAAUUCAUGGCACGGUGUCUGGAUUAAAAAAGCACCACAGAACACCAACGGUGAAUGGUUUUAAGGUUUAGAAAGUGAAUGGAUAGUUAACAUCAAUUUGUCAGAGAUAAAAAAUGACGAUAUACGUGUGAAGGAACACAGGUUCUUGCGAUAAAGCAAGUUUAUUCCCCCUCUGGGUUUAAAAACAGGCAAAAAAAUGUAGAUAUAUUGAUGUAGAGCACACAUAUGGAAUAUAUAAUGAUAUUAUAAUAUAAUAUUUAGGAUAUGCUUCUAUAAAACUUCUUCGCAUAGUUACCUUCCCGGCGCCGUCCCGACUGACAUAUCUUCGGAGCUGUUUGGAUAAUAUUAUUUAUUCAUAUGAUAAUUUUUGUGUGAUUGAAGUGGAGCGUGUGUUCUCAAUUUCAUUUAUAUUGCCAGUUUUGUCUUAAGUUACUUUGAUAUAUUUUGUAAGUAACUUGAAUAUAUAAUGUUGAAAAUACAAAGGUGUUCAAACGCUCAGGUGACAUUACUUUGUGUAAUCAUCAUACAGUUCAGUCUGGUGUCAAGUUAUUAUGUGACGGACAAUCUGACAAGAGGUCAAAGGUUGAGACCGGAGCAGUAUCAGUCGACGGCGAAGGAGAGAAGGUACUUGCUGAAAAGACAGAGAAAGAUGCAGAGAUGGGGAUACGAUAUUGAUGGUUUUCUUGAGCAGUAUGGUUACCUAGCAACAAUGCCUGAAGAGUUGUUGAAGCGGAAAGUACAAGUCCAUAGCAAAGCUGAACGAAAAGAAGCAAUUAGACAGUUUCAAGAGUUCUUUGGUAUAAAACAGACAGGAAAACUUAAUAAGAAGACAGUUAAGAUCAUGAAGGAACCUCGUUGUGGAAUACCAGAUGUACGUGUUGAUGACCCAUUCUCUACAAUCAGGCAAUUCCAUUUUUACAAAUAUUAUCCUCGAUGGCGACGGUCGGUACUAACAUGGCGAGCAACAAAAUACACGAAGAAGAUCUCACCAUUAGGACUUUGGAAAACACUCAAGAAAGCGUUUGAAACUUGGUCCGCUAUAUCAGGACUAAGGUUUUUAUACUCCCGACAGAAACCAGAUAUUCAAAUCGAUUUUGAACGGGGAAACCAUGGUGAUGGAAGUAAAAUUUCGUUCGACGAUAAAGGAGGCGUUGCUGCACAUGCCUUUGGACCAGGAACAUAUACAAUAUCUGGUAAUAUUCACUUGGAUGAUGGUGAACCAUGGACACAAAGUGUAGACCCUAAAGACGGAAUUAACUUACUGGCUGUUGCUAUUCACGAAAUAGGACAUUCGCUAGGUCUACAACACUCAAGUGACCCUCGGUCUGUAAUGUACCCAGCAUUUGUUUCUACGAAUUUAGACCUCAGUAUUGAAGAUAUUGAAAAUGCUCAAAUUCUUUACGGUCCAAAUCCGGAUACUUUGUUCGAACCAUACUUAAACGCUGAACCUACGACUGCCGCUCCGAAAAUCUGCAAACUGCCCAUGGACGAUAUGGAACUAGGUCCAGACGGCUACACAUACAUCUUCCGAAAUUCUCAUGUUCUGCAAAUAGAUCAACGAGGAAAACUUGUACGCUCACAAGACAAGGUCAAGAUCUCGGAAGUGUAUGAGAAUGGCCCGCCAAAAGUAGAUGCAGUAGCAUAUUUAUCACAACGAAAGAAAACAUAUAUGUUUUACAAUAACACACUGUGGCGGUAUACCAAUUUCCAAUUAGAUUAUGGAUACCCUUUGAACAUUUCUGGUAUGCCAGAAACACCGAAAUGUGGAGCAUUUGUUAGAGAUCAGUAUGGCAUAACCAGAUUGUUGCUGUUUGGCGAAGAUGAAUUCUGGGAAUGGAGCACUGGUCGUAAUAAAGUCAUGAAGGGUUAUCCAUUGUCUACAAGCCAGUAUUUUGAAGGGCUCCCUAAAAAUCCUUCAGGGGCUAUUAAGCGGGGAGAUGGUUACAUUUACUUUUUCAAAAGAGAUAAGUUUUAUAAAGUUCACCCAGGGUCUUAUAAUGUUUUAAACGGAUAUCCGAAACCACUGCCACCAGACUGGAUGUCCGAUAUAUGUUGAGAGUUCUAGGGGGACAGAUAUGUGAUUAAUAUUGAAUCGUUGCUUAUACAAAGAACUGUCAGUUGUGGUAAAUUGUAAAGUGUUUUUAGAGAAAGUUUCUAAAAUGAUUGAAAAAGUCUCUGAAUGUAACAGUAAGAUGACACUUAAGAACAGACAGACCGUAUAAAAGAUGCAUAACAUAACACUUAAGAAAAAGGCAAAUCACAUACAAAAACAGUGCUUUUUCAUCAGUUUAUUAUUAUUAGAAGUUUUUGUUUUAAGUCUGAAUAAUGUUGUGUCCGAUAAAAACAAACAAACUGUUCAAUUUUCAGUGAUCUUUAAUUUUGCAACAGUGCUGACUUGCGUGUUACAGGUAAAUACCUAUUAAAAAAUGAUUAUUUAAUAACAAAACAAGACAAAAACAACAACAAAACAUUGGGAUUGGAAUCACAUUUGGAAGAUAAGACACUAACACACAGUUUUGUUUUUUGUGAUGAAUGUCCACGGUCAAACGUUGUUUCUGAGAGAGACAAUACUACAAUGUACGAGUGCAUUUAUUCAUUUGAGAAACUGCAUAUUUUUGUUUCACUUACAGUAUUGGAAAAACCCAUGAUAUUCAAUAAUUAGAAGCCAGUUCUUCUUUAUACAAAAUGAUUUUCGAUGAUCAGAAUAACCUAUGUUGUUGUAUUCCGAUGUUUUAUAUAUAUUCUUUUUUACAAGUUUAUACUCUCUUUCUUAUAUGUUUAGUCUGACAAUAAAUAAACUUGUAUACAUAGAUUGCAAUUAUGGCAUAUCUUUGAAAGUCGCAAAUAAAUAACUAGAGGUUAGAUAUGGAUAAGAAGCAAAAUAUAUUUUCAAAAAGAGGAUAAUAAACUGAACUAGUAAUCUUGAACAGGUUCAAUCUAAACCGUGUUUGCAUUAUUUGAAUUGUGCCAUAAUUGCCAGUAUAUAAAGAUGACAAGUAUUUAUCACAUGCUAUUUGUUUAUCAAAAUAUGUAAUUGAUCGUUUUAGAACAAAUAUUUUCAAUGCAGAUAUUUGCGUAAUAUAGGACUUUUUAAAGUAUUUCUGCUAUGAAUAGUACAGGAACAAAAUAUUGAUUGUUAUAACAUAGUAGUACACAUGAUUAUGAUCUUUACCUUCCUAGCAAGGAAUUAGUGGCCUCGUUCUGAAAUAAAGAUAUGUUUUUGUAUUUUGAAGUAACAUUUUAUAUAAUGAUUUUCUAAUAAAGUGUCAAAUGAUA